Messenger RNA from Fomitopsis serialis, 1985 nucleotides. RefSeq lists its product as uncharacterized. The record is from RefSeq and is a predicted model, not a curated record. Bases 100 to 1611 code for a protein of 503 amino acids. The transcript is spliced from 3 exons. Lineage: Eukaryota; Fungi; Basidiomycota; Agaricomycetes; Polyporales; Fomitopsidaceae.
CAGACAAGGAUAUCCUGAGGCACGAAGGUUGAAGGAAUUGUCUACGUCUGCCUGGGGACACUAGUUCUUGCCACCCUACCUGGAACGACUUGCAACUCCAUGGCUUAUCCCAUUCAACAGUACAAAUGGAACGAUCUCGUAUGGUCUGCCAUCCUCUCUUUCACCCAACUCGACGACGCGCGCAGUCUGUCCCUUACGUGUCGCGAUAUAUAUCCGCUCUCUCGACGCGCCGUCCUGUCUCGCGCGGAGCCAUCCACAUUUUCUCAAGUACAGACAAUAUGCUCGUACAAGCUCGCCGACCCCCGCAAUCGCGCCUGGUGGUUGCACGAGCUCUGCGUCUCCAUCCCCGCGAAAUACUGCUCGCGCGUCACAGAGGAGCCUGAGCCGUUGCCGGUGCACACCUCCCUCGCCAACCUACUCGAGGCGGCGCCGAACCUCCGUAUUCUGUCUCUCUGCGACAUGGACAGGUCCCUCCAAGUCGAGCCACGCUUCGGCCGCGCUCUCAUCUCCUUGAGGUGUCUCCACACCCUCAAGCUAGGCGGCAUGUCUCGCCCCACACUGGAGCUCGCCAGAAAGAUGGCAAGUCGUCCCUCGGACGUGACCCUCGAGUUCGUGAGGCCGUUCUUCUACUGGACACCGGACUGCCGGGACAUCGCCUCGCUGAGCAAUCUGCCUCUGCUCGACAACGCACACACCGUGCACAUUGAUUGCCUCGGGCCCCUCGACGGCCGUCUGUACCGCUCUCGCAUGGAUCUUGGCAGCCAUCCGAGCGUGCGCAAAGUCCGCCUCGGCAGCGGGGGCAGCGUCCUCCCCUUGCACCGCCUCUUCCCCAGCAUGCAGUCGCUGUAUUUGACGGACAUCAACGUCCCGUUCUGGGAACAAUGGGCGUGGCCGCAGAACGUGCCUCUGGUCGAGGUCAACGCGACAGUGGCAGCGCUCAAAGGUUUCACGAACGCGACCGUCCGCUCGUUGCACAUCCAGGAUCGGCUGGACGUUAACACGGGGACACGGCGAGAUGGAUUCGGCCCCCUGCGUGCGAUGAGACCCGUCUGCCUGUCCGUCGGCUCUGGUGUGCGUCGCCCUCGAGAGCCCGCCUCGCUGAAACACUGGGCAUCGUUCUUGACAGCGAACCUGGGCCCCGAAGGGAGGCUGCGAUGCCUCGAGCUCGAGGCACUGUCUUUCCGGCGUGCAGAGAGGCCUCUGCCGUUCGUGAAGUGGCUCCUUCCUUUCCUCGUGCCGUCCGCUCUCGUCUGCGUCAAACUGCACUUCAACUUCAACCGCGCACCCCGCUCCGGCGCCCCUGAGCUACCGCACCGUGCCCAGCAGGAGGUGGACGCGGCUCGCCGCAUGCUCGUAGACUCCGUCCCCUCGCUCCAGUACAUCUGCAUCGUCGCCGGGUACAGACACCCCGACGCGCCCUCCGAGUCUGGUCUCCUUAUUCGUGUCCUCGGGGAGUGCACCUGGUGGCGGAUAUCCACGUCCACAGACACGGGCGAGCGACGCGUGGAGCGGAUCUCGGACGAGGCUGGGGCGCUGGUCGAUCGCUACAUGCGCUCGGCCGAGUUUGAGGAGACGUUGACCCUCGAUCGGUUCGUCUUGGCUGAGUCCUAGAUGGUAUGUGUUUAGCCAUCUCGUGACGCACCCUACUCGCUGAGCGACAUGAAGACAGCGCCAACGCAGUGUUACUUGGCGCGAGCGAGGCUUGGAAACCUGUCGAGCCGCGCAAUCGCGUGGGAGGUACACGGCGCGGAGAACUGGCAUCGUGAGGCUUGGAGGCGUAUAUCAGUUGAACUAGGUGAUUGAGAUGCAAUGCGACUCACUUGUGCGCUGUCGGAAGGUAGCAAGACAGUGCGUUGGUGGGUGUCUCGAGAGUUGAGAGACAGACGACGCGCAUCGUUAAUUCAUGGUACUUAAACCGUGCGUAGUGUACUUCAAUCCAGUUCAUGUCUGGAGCAGUCCUAGUCAUCGCCGACACACUUGCCCGG